GAACCAGAAUAAAAAAUCACAACCAUGAGAAGAUGCUCUUGGGUUUGGUUUCAUUGUCCCCGCUUUCAAUAAAAUAUCCAUCACAGGAUCCCUUUCCUUUCAACAGCUGGACUUUUCAAGGACAUGUUAUUAGGCAAUCAUAUCUACUGGGACACUUCUAGUCAUUUAUUCCAGUUGAUUUCUCUGGGAAGCAAAAGAAGAUGAGGGCUCUUAUCGUGUUGUUGGUAUGUACGGAGCUGCUAUCUUCGGCGCUUUCAUCGGCUGAUGAUGCAUACCCAACUGGCUAUGGUGAUGAACCAGGUGCUUGUCUAAAAAAUAUUGGUAACUUAAGGCCUGAGAGGAGAGAAGUUUACGAAGGUGGAGAAAUAAUUGAUAUCACCCACCCCUUUACUCCUGAAACACCUGUGGGAACUCCUGAUGGUAUAGGAGAAUACCUCACUCUUUUGUUAAGCAUGAAGAAUGGGUCGGAUUAUAAUUUCUCUGAGCUGAAAAUACCUGUUCAUGCUGGCACUCAUGUUGAUGCUCCGGGGCAUAUGUAUGAUCACUACUAUGAUGCUGGAUUUGAUAUUGACUCCCUAGACCUCAGAGUUCUAAAUGGUCCUGCGUUGCUAGUUGAUGUUCCAAGGGACAAAAAUCUGACAGCUGAAGUUAUGAAGUCCUUGAAUAUCCCCCGGGGAGUAAAACGAGUACUUUUCAGAACGUUAAACACUGACAGGCGCCUUAUGUUGAAGAAGGAGUUUGAUACUAGUUAUGUGGGAUUCAUGAAGGAUGGAGCACAGUGGCUCGUGGAUAACACUGAUAUCAAACUUGUUGGAAUUGAUUACUUAUCUGUUGCUGCAUUUGUUGAUCUGAUCCCUUCGCACCUUGUUUUCCUGGAAAGCAGGGAAAUCAUUCUUGUGGAAGGCUUGAAAUUGGAUGGGGUUCAACCAGGAAUUUAUACUGUGCAUUGCUUACCUCUGAGGUUGCUUGGUGCCGAGGGAUCACCCAUCCGAUGCAUCCUUAUCAAAUGAUAUGCCCUAAGAUAUUUUCAUUACCGUCUGGCUAAGGAUACUUGAGAGUGGGUGGACAUGCGGAGGAUCAGUGCUGCACGUAGGUGUAAUAUCAUUUGUCAUUUGUACUAGAAAUGCUUGUCAGGAAGACGGUGUGAGCGGAAUAUAUAAUUUGCUAUGGGUAAUAAUGAUUGGAUAGGACGUUAUUGAAAUAAUUACUUGCCUUGUGAUAUAUGUAAAAUAAAGAAACGAUGGGAAAUGAUAUUCCUAUCUUCGGACUGCGUUGAGCAAGAUUAUCCGAUCCUAUGUGUCAACGUUUAAAGACCAAUUUACCCAA
This is a messenger RNA of Coffea eugenioides, 1326 nucleotides long. RefSeq names its product cyclase-like protein 2. The transcript is spliced from 7 exons. NCBI's taxonomy places the organism in Eukaryota, Viridiplantae, Streptophyta, Magnoliopsida, Gentianales, Rubiaceae. The record is from RefSeq and is a predicted model, not a curated record. Gene Ontology annotation, molecular function: arylformamidase activity. The coding region runs from base 201 to 1010 and encodes 269 amino acids.